CUAUGGCGAAAUUUGUAAUUACAAAUGACAAUUAUUCCCUUAAGCCUUGUGCUUCUCAAGGUGUUUUUUCACUCUCUGAAUAAUUUUGGGUGUUAGUGGCUUAUUUUGUAACUCGGGGAGGCAAACAGUGAACAAGCUGAUCCUUCCUUUGCAAAAGGAAAGCAGGAAAAUCAUGUUUGCAGUGGAAAGAUUGUACAGAAGGGAAUCUGUGGAGAAGGAACUCAAAGCGUGUCAUUGAGAAGGUUUUCUGGGCAAGGAAAGGGGAUGGUUCGUGAGGGUUUAUUGGGAACUUUUAUCAGCGGGAAAAGCUUUAUUUCCCACCUGGUCACUCCGAGAGAAACCUUUGGAGGAGCAGAGAGGGGAUUCUUUGCCCUUUUCCCAGGUGUCUCGGCGUUUCCAGGGAUUUGCCAGCAGAUGGCGAAGCGAUCCCGGGUCGGGAUCCCGCGGGCCGGGAAUGCGGGCACGGAGAGGCUCUGGAAUGUGGGAUGCGGGCACUGCAGCUCCGACCGGAGCGACCCUAAACCCCGGGGGUUGGACGUUGUGGAGGCAGCGGCGAGACCUGGGAGCUGCUGCAGCUGGGAUGGGAACUCCAAGCUCAGGUUGUUUGUGCCUCAGUUUCCCUGAGCUCUGCUCCUGAUCCACCCAAGGAAGAUCUGUGCUGACUGUUGGAUUACAGAAGUUAUGGUGAAGGAAUUGCCAAAAUAAAGCAGCUCAAAAAAAAUAUGUUUGUGCCUCAGUUUCCCUGAGCUCUGCUCCUGAUCCACCCAAGGAAGAUCUGUGCUGACAGUUGGGUUACAGAAGUUCUGGUGAAGGAAUUGCCAAAAUAAAGCAAAUCUCUCCCUUGCUGGCUGCAUAAAGGACUUCAAAUGAUGUGAUCUUCAACCUUUUAUCAUUCCUGGACUUUCUCAGGGAAAUCUUUGCAGCUGAAAAAUCUUUGUGGGAAGAACAGGAAUAUUUGUUCUGGGUGGUGGGGAGCUGGUGGAGAUUUGCAGUGUCCAAGUGCAUCAAGAUCCCCUCCUGAAGUGCUGGUAGGACACAGAGAACCUCUGGGUUUCUGGGAUUUUUAACAAACAGCCCACCCUGUAAGGAAAUCAGCCCCCCCUGGAGCCACCCUCUGAUGGGAGCUGAGGGAAAAUAGGGAAGAGCCUGGGAAAUGAGGCAGCAUUCUGCUUAUCCUCGUGUGUGAUGCCCAGUGCUUAUUCCAAGCCACAUAUUUUUUAGCUCUACCACCCGUUCCCCCGUGCAGCUUUCCGAACUUCCCAGAAAAAUGGUGAUUUCUCCGAGAUAAUGAAGGGGAGGGACAGAGCAGGGCUGAGGGGAGGGAGCAGGGAAUGGGCACUGAUUUAAAUCUGCCUGGCACACGGGCCAGCUCCACUUAUCAGGGAGUCUAAUAGGAAUGUGAAGAGAAUAGGCUUGACAGCUCAUUAGAAUGUGAUCCCUCCUCUUUCUUUUUUUUUUUUUCUUCCCUUUUCUUUUCUUUUUUUCUUUUGCUUUUCUUGAGGUUGAUGGAAACUCCUUCGGGAAAGAAGGACUUCUCUGCCGAGGUAAGGCAGGAGCUGAGGAGGGUUUUGCCAACGUGCAGCUGGGGAAAGGAGCAGCAGGAAAAAUCAGACCCUCCGAGGUCCCUGAAAUCCUGCCCGGUGUGAGGGGAGAUGAGGAUGCAAAAGCCACGAGGUUCUGCACCCUGACAGCUGCUGCUCACCCUCAGAGAAAAGGGAAAGCUCCCUCAGCUAGAGAGGGAGACAAACCACACUUGGGGAAACUCUCCCUGUUCCCGGUGGAGCUGGGGACGCCCUCGGAUUCUUUGUUUCUCCUCGUUUUGAGUUUAAUGGUGUGAGAAGUCUCUCUUCCCCCGACAGGGCUGUGAUGCUUCCAGCCCCUCCAGAGGAGCACUGGCUGUAGCAACCUUGGAUUACAGUUCCCCAGCAUCCUGGAAGGGAAGGAUGAGGACUUGUCACUGAGGAAAGGGGGAAGGAUCAGCCCAGAGGGAACGGAUGGAACGCACCCAAACCUGCUCUGAACCCAACACGAGGCUUCAAAUGACAGCAAGUGAACCCUCCUGGUGAAGAGGAACAACCAGAGCCCCCCUGACGAGUUCGUGUUGUCAGCUCUGGCCUGAGCAACUGUUGCCCAGAGCAGUUUGACUUCUCAUAGCUGAGUGCAUUUAAAACGAGUCUGAAGACUUAUUUGAGGGGGGUAGAGGGGAGAGCAACACUUCAAGGUGGGUGGCAGGACUUUUCAGGGCCUCUUGUAUUUAUGUAAAGCUCCCAGAGGCUGAAUGGACUUACCUCCUUCUCCGAGUGAAUCCAGAUUUUAAACAAGUUGAUCUGUACCAUUUCCAUGUGUCCUGCCUGAGCAGAGACCUCUCAGCAACCAGCACAUCCAUCUCGCUGCCCAUCUGACAUUGCACAGCCCACAGGAUCUUCUUUAGCACUUCUGACCCUGCUACUUUUUAUUUUUGGAGAGAGGACUCUGUUCCUUUAUUGGUGGUGAAGGUUUUUUUUUUUUUUUUGUGCUUGGACUUGGCCCCUCCCUCCCUUUCCAAAAUGAAGGGGUGCACCUGGGUGUUUGUGGCAACUUUACUGUGUCAGCAGUUUUGCCUCUUCAGGGUUUCAGCAGCAAAGAGAGAGAGGAAGGUGAAGAAAGAACCUAAUCAGUACACAGAGCCCUUCAACACCACCCUGUCCAACAGUGAGGAGCUGCACGGGCAUCCCAAGGUCCUGGAGUCUGCAGACCCCCGGAUCACAGACCCCCGGCGCACCUGGAUCUCCUUCGUGCACCGCCCGGACGACGGGAACACCUCCAAGAGGAGAUGCAAAGGGAAGGACAAGAAACUGCGUGGCCUCGUUGGGCCCCCGGGACCUCCUGGGCCUCAGGGACCCCCGGGAGCCCCUGGAGCUGAAGUGACCCGGGAAGUCCUUCUGCAGGAGUUUAAGGAGAUCUUAAAAGAAGCCAUCGAACGUCGAGCAGCCCUGGCUGUGUCAGCCCAUCCCAGCCAGCUGCCUCCACUCCUGCUCUCCCUGGAGGAGGUUUCACCCCACAGGCGUGUGGAGGAGGCUUUCCACUGCAAGCUGAAGGGACAGGUCACCGUGGAUAAGAAGACCCUGGUGGAGCUUCAGAAUUUCCAGUCGCCUCUGGCCAAAGGAGCUUUCCUGCGAGGGACGGGGCUGAACUUGGCCACGGGACGGUUCACGGCGCCCGUCUCGGGCAUCUACCAGUUCUCAGCCAACAUCCACGUGGACCACAGUGAGCUGAAGAGCAAAGUGCAGCUCCGAGCCAGGGACAACGUCCGGGUGUUGAUCUGCAUCGAGUCCCUGUGCCACAGAUACACGUCUUUGGAAGUCAUUGCUGGGCUGGAAAGCAACAGCAAGAUCUUCACUAUCUACGUCCAUGGGUUACUGCAGCUGCAGGCUGGGCAAUACACCUCCAUCUUCGUGGACAACAGCGCCGGAGCUCCCGUCACCAUCCAGAACGGAUCCGACUUCAUGGGGAUGUUGAUGGGAGCGUAGCAGGGAAGGGAAGGAUGGGAACCACAUCCCUGGGAAGGGAAGGAUGGGAACCACACCCCUGCAGUGUAGAUUGGACUGAGGAAAACCCUGCUCUGACCUCAAAAACUGCUCCCUGGGACCGUGGCAUCCUUCCAAACAAGCCAAGAGCCCUUUUCCCCUUCACAGCCCCCCCUUGGCUUUGCUUUCAGAGGCUGCUGCUUCUCCAGGUCCACACCGGGUCAUUUGUCACCCAAAACGUGCUUUUGUCCCUCUGACACGGACUCUUUGAUAUUUAAUUUGUGCUUCACCAGGUGCUCGCCUGAGAUUCGGGGCUUUGUCGUGUUGUACCUUUAUUUCACAGUAGCACUUGUAACCAGCAUGAACUUUUGGGGUCCAUUGGGGGGUGCUCGACUUUGUAAAUGAAGGAUUGAGAGGGGGGAAUGACACAGUGACUUCAUUCUGUGUGUGGUGGAGGAAGGAGACGAGGGUUUGCUGGAAAAACUGCCUUUUCCAUGUGGUUUUAAGUUGUCUCUCUCGUGGGAACUGGAUAUAUGGACAAGGAGUGUGCUGAAUGUUGAAUUGGAGGGGAAUCCAAUCUGAACUCUUUAAUUCUUGAUAUCAGAGUAUUUCCCUGAUGUUGUUGAAGCUGAAUAACUCCCUGCCAGUGCUUUGGGGCUGUUAGGGAGAGGUAAAAAACCCCAGAGCACCACUUUGAGCUCCCUCCCCUUGUUCUUAUGUUUUAGUAAGAGACACCCGUGCUUUGGGCUGCACCACAAAACCAGCAGCUCUCAGGGGGCAUCAGACUGGUUAUCCAAAGCCUGGCAAAGCUUUGGAGUGAGGCUGGAAACCUUGGAUCAGGUGCAGCACCUCUUGGAAUGAAAGACAGCCCAGGGCAAGGCUCACUCCCACCAGCUUUCCAGGGUCACAGGGCUGAGUUCUGCUCAGAGCCUGAAAGUGCUGGCAGAGACCAUCCAGGGAAUGUUUUCCAGACAAAUCUGGUGCAAAUGUCAGACUGAGCCCCCCCCCAGCAGCUUUGCAGACAAACUCAGCUUGAUACAGUGAAAGGGCAGUGAUAUUUCGUGGGUCAAGGUGUGACCCAAGGGGUGGCAACACCCUGGGGUGUUCUUAAUCCCAAAGAAGACCCUCCCCCCCCCUCAUUUAAUGCAGCUUUUCCCUUCCAACAGACUCCUGUGAUUCAGCUGAGCUGAGGAAAUUGUGGAACAGUGUCAGAAACAGAUGGAAACAAGGCCCCAAAACGAGUCCAGGAUGUUUGCAGGGAAUGGGAGAGAUCCCUUCUCUGCUGCUGCAGGUUUUGCUCACCUACAAUAAAUUUGUGCAAUGAAACCCAAGAUUGCUGGGGCAGCAGAAGGGCUGGGAAAUGUCAUCCCUUGCUGGGGCUGCUCAGGUUGCUCAAUAUAUGACAUUUCUGGAAGCUCCAGGGGAUGCUGCUGGUGAGGUUGGAGGGAGGCAGAGAUGUUGUGUUUGAGGAGCUGUGGAAGGAUCUGCUGGAAAAGAAAGUUUGUUUUAAUGUGAUUUUUUUUUUAGAAGAGUCCUUUAGCUCUGGAUGAUCUUGCCCAUCCAGCAGUGAAAUGGGUUGAAGCAGCCAAGAAACCCUCGAGAUGCUCUUGCUGUGGCUGCACAAAACUCCUGACUAAUAUGGACACGAGGCUGGGCUGGGGCUCAGACAAACCCUCUGUGAGGCUCCUGAGCUGUUUGGAGAGGGGGGAGAUUAAUGGUGUGCAAAGCAAAGCUUCAGAGCUCUUCUGUUGUCAUAAACUUCACGGGCCAAGAGGGUUGAAGAACUCGGGAGUCUUCGGGAUGAAGGAGUUGUUUAUACCAAAAUAAACCCCACGUGCUUGA
Messenger RNA from Pseudopipra pipra, 5348 nucleotides. It is a transcript of the gene C1QTNF12, whose product is annotated as C1q and TNF related 12. The record is from RefSeq and is a predicted model, not a curated record. Lineage: Eukaryota; Metazoa; Chordata; Aves; Passeriformes; Pipridae. The coding region runs from base 2547 to 3509 and encodes 320 amino acids. Gene Ontology annotation, molecular function: hormone activity. The transcript has 10 exons.